GGCGCCGGGCCCGCCUGCGGGGCGGAGCGCAGGUGCGCACCGUGCGCUCCUCCUGCUGCCGCUCACCCCAGCCGUGACCCGGCUUUGCACAACCCGCCCCUGCGCGGCCGCGGCCCGGGCGAGAGGCUGCCACCGAUCCCCAGAAAGCGCGGGGCUUCGGGGCUCCGUCCCCGUCCGGGUCACGGCCUCUGGAGCCGUUUCCCUGCAGGGUGGGCAGGAGGGGCGUGUGAGGGGGCGGGGGUGCCGCGCGCGAAGCCGUAUCCUGCAGCGGCGCCAGAAGUGUCGCCAAGGUCGUGGCGCGGCGCUGGCGGGGCCGGGCGGGCUGCGGGGCGGGGCGCGGCGCGGCCUUAAGAGGCGGCGGCCGGGAGAGGACGAGCCUGGCGGGGAGCGGCGCGAUGGAGAUGGCCUGGGACUACGCGGGAGCCCUCUUCAGGCCCCUGACGUUUAUGGGGUCACAGACAAAGAAGGUCCUGCUCACUCCCCUCAAGCAUUCAGCGCGCCCCUUCCGAGUUUCCAACCACGACAGAAGCAGCCGGCGGGGGGUGACGGCCAACAGUUUGAAGGAACUCCUUGGCAAGACCCUGGAGGCGCUCAUGAUCACUGCUGGACUGGUCACCUUGGUGCUGGAGGAGGAUGGCACAGUGGUAGACACGGAAGAGUUCUUUCAGACCUUAGGAGACAACACACAUUUCAUGAUCUUGGAAAAGGGACAGAAAUGGACACCGGGCAGUAAUUAUGUCCCAGUUCGCCAGCAACCCAAGAAAUCAGGAAUAGCGAAAGUCACCUUCGAUUUGUACAAGCCGAGUCCCAAAGAUGUCAUCGGCUGUCUCAACGUGAAAGCCACCAUGUACGAGAUGUACUCCGUGUCCUACGACAUCCGCUGCACUGGGCUCAAGUCCUUGCUGAGGAGUCUGCUGCGGUUCCUGUCUCACGUGGCCCAGGUGACCGGGCAGUUUCUCAUCUACUCAGGCACGUACAUGCUCCGCCUGCUGGGGGACACUGAGGACCGGACUGCCCCCAGCUCCCACCCCAGGCGGGGCUACAUGUGUGGGUAGGGCCGAGCGCGGCACCCAGCUCCCUGCAGCCCUGGAAGAUGUAUGGUCUUAGCUGCGGGCCCUUGCAGACUGCAGUCACUGUCGGGAGUGGCGGCCAGGCUGGAAGGGAUGGCGGGAAGGAGGAGUGGGGCCCCGAAGCAGGAGGAAGCAGCUCCCUGGAACUUGGGGGGCUCCUUUGUUUCUGCAAUAAAUGAAUCACAAGAA
Molecule: messenger RNA, 1259 nt
Organism: Sorex araneus (European shrew)
Lineage: Eukaryota; Metazoa; Chordata; Mammalia; Eulipotyphla; Soricidae
Gene: CIDEA
Product: cell death inducing DFFA like effector a
Exons: 5
Coding region: 396-1055 (219 amino acids)
Biological process (GO): lipid storage; regulation of apoptotic process; apoptotic process
Cellular component (GO): lipid droplet
Source: RefSeq, a predicted model, not a curated record